Pantherophis guttatus is the source of this 2142-nucleotide messenger RNA. RefSeq names its product FA complementation group F (gene FANCF). Gene Ontology annotation, cellular component: Fanconi anaemia nuclear complex. Gene Ontology annotation, biological process: interstrand cross-link repair. The record is from RefSeq and is a predicted model, not a curated record. NCBI's taxonomy places the organism in Eukaryota, Metazoa, Chordata, Lepidosauria, Squamata, Colubridae.
AAAGAAAACGUUUUCAUCUGAGGUUGCCAUUUGAUAGUAACAAGGAAUUUUGCUUUUUGCCUCAUGGAGAUGUUGCUCUUACAAACUGAGCAGCUGCCUUGCCUUUUGGCAGCUUCCCGCUCACGAAUGGUACAAAGUUGGGAUCCCACAACUCUAACACGAGCUCUAAAUUGGGGGCACUUCUUUCGGCAACUUCACAGCCGUCUUCGGGCUCAACCAACCCUCCGGGAAGCUUUGAAGCAACAGCUGAAAAAAAGAGGUUUAGUCAGGUUAAGUCACUUGAAGUGCUGCCCAGAGCUUCUGGGUUUGGCACUGCUGGAAAAUCCGGCAUUAUCUUCUACAACCCGCCAUAGCCUUUUCUGCAGCUUCUUGAUCCCCGCAACUGGUGGAGCAGAGCCCUUCAUCAAUCUACUGGCAAGACGUAGAGCUGCCUAUCAACUUCUUGGUCUCUUGGAAUCUCCUACAAAAGGAGCAGCUGGUAUUGAACAAUGGGAAGGACUGCCAGUGAGAGUCCAGGCUCAGAUGCUGCUUUCACAGCUACAAGGUGACAGAGAUGGUGAUGGGAACCAAGGUCGAUCUUCCUCGGCCUUAUUAGACUGUUUGCCCUGCGGUUCCAUGCUGUACAGAGUUGUGGCUGCGGCAUUGAUGGAGCCUGGUUGGGAAAUGGAGGCCAAGGUGUUGCUCGUCCCUUGGUUGCUGUUCGGAGACCCAGCUCGUCUCUUGUCCUUCUGCCGCUUUUUGCCUCCCCGAUGUUUGGCUUCACUUUGUGCCCAUUACUCUGAAUUACUUGCUUCCUAUUUGAGUUUCCUAUCAGCCUGGGGAAACUGCCUCAGUUAUAAUCCUCUGCAUGGGAAAUGGCAAACUAGUGGUCUAAAAGAAAAUGAAGUACCUUGGGAGGAGAUGCAGGACCGUGUCAGUUGCCUUUACCAAGAGCCAGAGCCUCUGGGCAGUGCAGUCCAGACUUGGCUAAGACAGCUCAAGGCACAGGAUGGAAACUUUGAAGUCCGAGGUCUGAGCAUUUGGACUGAUCUUUUGCUGGAUAUGGAGAUGCCUCAUUUUGAAAGGAAACUUGAUUCACGCUAAUUAAAGAUGUUGAGUAGAAAAGUGUAGGUAUUAUACAAAGCAAGUAGAAAAUUAUAUAAUAGUUACAGAAAAGGUAUAGAUUUAAUAUCUAAAUAAAUUUAAAUAGGAAAUUGGCUUGAUCUUAUGAACUGGUUUACUAAUCCAUAGUGAAGAAGGAAUGCCUUUAAAGUGAGUGGUGUUAAGUAUAGAUAGGUUAAAUAUUUAAAAUUAGUAGGCAGUUUUUUGUUCCAAUUGAAAUUUGUUCCAUUUCAAAGAUGGUGGUCCAAAGAAUGUCUUUUUGCACUGUGAAAUAGCUUGAGAAAGAAUGUUUUAAAAAUAGUUACACUUGAGAAAAUCUAAAGUAGCAAUGUGCCAAAGUGUAAUCUUGCUACAGAACUAGAACAGUUGAUUAAAAAAUAGUAAUGUAUAUAGCUAUUCCAGAAACAUUUAAUACAUGUAUUUAGUAAUUGAAGAUAUAACCUGUGAUGGAGUCACAUUAAUUGGAUGUUGAACACUAUUAGCUUCUUAUUCAUUGCUUUCCUAUUCAAUAUAUUUUACAGCCGAUGAUACAUGGGGCAUACUGUAUCUCAAGUUAUUCCUGAAAUAAAAACGAGGAGUGGGUUGAACUUUGUUUAUGGGAAGUGAGGCAUUUUGAUGUUUACUGAAAAUCUAUGCUAAAGCAGUACAGUCUGUUAUGCACACAAUUCUUGUGAAACAGUAAUAAUUGGGUUUAUAACCAGGAUCUUUUCAAAUGAACUUGAAAUGGGAACAGAGAGGUCAGCAUUGCCUUAUAUUCAUGUUAGCCUUAUAGUGGAGAAUUGUGGUGAAGGUGCUCUAUAGUACAGUCUAUGUUCUGCAUCAUAAAUUAUAAAAUGAAGUGCCAGUUUGGGUUUUGCACCUAUAUAGAAUGAUUUGUAAAAAGAUUGUUCUGCUAUUUUUGCUUAGAAUAUGUUAUGUGGUUUAAAAAAAUAUUUAGAAAAAGAACAAGAUUUGUAGUUCUAGAUAAUACAGUUUCAAAUGAUUUCCUUUUCACAUGACUGUAAUAUCUGGAAAGGUUAAAUAAAAUAUAUGUCCAUACUA